This is a messenger RNA of Solanum verrucosum, 1596 nucleotides long. Its product is annotated as cell division protein FtsZ homolog 1, chloroplastic-like. The coding region runs from base 1 to 1260 and encodes 419 amino acids. NCBI's taxonomy places the organism in Eukaryota, Viridiplantae, Streptophyta, Magnoliopsida, Solanales, Solanaceae. Gene Ontology annotation, cellular component: cell division site; cytoplasm; microtubule. The record is from RefSeq and is a predicted model, not a curated record. Gene Ontology annotation, biological process: microtubule-based process; cell division; chloroplast fission. Gene Ontology annotation, molecular function: GTPase activity; GTP binding. The transcript is spliced from 6 exons.
AUGGCGGUUUUGGGACUCUCCAACACAGGAGAUAUAUUGUCUUCUUCUUCCAAUUCCUUAGAAUUUUACCAUAGGAUUCACUCUUCUUUUGUCCCUAUACAGUGGUUCCCUCUGAGGACUCGCCGGAAAUGCCUCAACAAACGACAGCGUUUCAGCAUUUCCAGCUCCUUGUCCCCGAAGAACUCUGCUAAAAUUAAGGUUAUCGGCGUCGGUGGCGGCGGCAAUAAUGCUGUUAACCGUAUGAUCGGCAGCGGGUUACAGGGUGUCGACUUCUAUGCUAUAAACACGGAUACUCAAGCAUUGUCGCAGUCUACAGCUGAGAACCCAAUUCAAAUUGGAGAGCUUCUAACUCGUGGACUUGGUACUGGUGGAAAUCCUCUGUUGGGUGAACAGGCAGCAGAGGAGUCGAAGGAAGGCAUUGCAAAUGCUCUUAAAGGUUCAGAUAUGGUGUUUAUAACAGCAGGCAUGGGCGGAGGUACAGGAUCUGGUGCUGCUCCUGUUGUUGCUCAAAUAGCUAAAGAAGCAGGUUAUUUGACUGUUGGUGUAGUCACAUAUCCGUUCAGCUUUGAAGGACGCAAAAGAUCUCUGCAGGCUUUGGAAGCAAUUGAAAAACUUCAAAAAAAUGUUGAUACUCUUAUAGUAAUUCACAAUGAUCGCCUUCUCGAUAUUGCUGAUGAACAGACACCACUUCAAAAUGCUUUUCUUCUUGCUGAUGAUGUCCUUUGUCAAGGCGUUCAAGGAAUAUCUGAUAUAAUCACUAUACCUGGGCUGGUAAAUGUGGAUUUUGCUGAUGUAAAGGCAAUCAUGAAAAAUUCUGGAACGGCAAUGCUUGGAGUUGGGGCUUCUUCCAGUAGGAACCGUGCUGAAGAAGCCGCUGAACAAGCUACUCUGGCUCCUCUAAUUGGAUCUUCAAUUCAAUCUGCAACUGGAAUUGUAUAUAACAUUACUGGAGGGAAAGAUAUAACUUUGCAGGAGGUCAAUAUAGUAUCCCAGGUUGUCACAAGUUUGGCUGAUCCAUCUGCCAACAUCAUAUUUGGUGCUGUUGUGGAUGAGCGUUUUAAUGGAGAGAUCCAUGUCACUAUAAUUGCAACUGGUUUCACACAGUCCUUUCAGAAUACUCUUCUAAACAACCCUCGAGGAGCAAAGCUGGUUGAUAACAGCAAAGGAACCACAGAAAGCACGGUAUCACCUGAUACUCUAAGCUCAUCAAACUCUCCUUCCACGAAACCUCAACCACCUGCUCGGAAUCUGUUCUUUUAGCUCCUAAGUUUGUUAUCUCUACAUUCUUUUUUUUUCUUGCACUCUACUUAUUUGUUCCACAAGGGGUCAGAUUUGUGUUUGCAUGUAGCUGUAGAAAUCAUGACAAGGUUUUACGAGAUGCAUACCAAAAUUUGGUGUUCUUCUCUUAUAACAUGCAUGUACAGUAGGUUUACUACCUGUAACAUUUUGUACCAGUUGAUUAUUUUCUUUCUGCCAACCCAAGUAUUCACCAAACUUGGUAGGAGAAGCUUAAUUUGUUGCUUUUGUAACUUUCACCUGAACAACUUGUAUCUAGGCCAUUACUCAUUCGGAAGGGCUCCGUAUAGUUUUGGGGUG